Molecule: messenger RNA, 231 nt
Organism: Plasmodium inui San Antonio 1
Lineage: Eukaryota; Apicomplexa; Aconoidasida; Haemosporida; Plasmodiidae
Exons: 1
Coding region: 1-231 (76 amino acids)
Source: RefSeq, a predicted model, not a curated record
AUGAUAAAUCUGAGUCAAACAGAUCAGAAACUCAGAGCAGGGCAAAACGGCUCAAUCAAUACGAGGAGCCAAAAAAAUCCCCCCUCCUUGCACUAUGUCGACUACAACAAUCCCACCGAAUUAACCCCCCCAAGGAAGCCCAAUCAGAUAAGGCCUAAAAAAGCUGCCCUCCACGAACCUCCAGAACAAGUCAAACCUCCCACUAAAGAUGACAAGUCUUUCUAUAAAUAG